Molecule: messenger RNA, 1258 nt
Organism: Asparagus officinalis (garden asparagus)
Lineage: Eukaryota; Viridiplantae; Streptophyta; Magnoliopsida; Asparagales; Asparagaceae
Product: protein SLOW GREEN 1, chloroplastic
Exons: 1
Coding region: 75-992 (305 amino acids)
Molecular function (GO): protein binding
Source: RefSeq, a predicted model, not a curated record
AAAAAAAAUCCCCUCCCAUUUCCCCUCUCUCAUCCAAAACCCUAACCCUGAUUUUGAAACUCAAACCCCCAUCCAUGGAUUGCUUAAUCUCAUCCACCCCCAUCCACUUCGAAAAUCUCCUCAUCUCCCCAUUCCGCCCCCCAAUCAAAACCAUAACCCUAAACCCUAGGACCUCCAAAAUCUCAUCUUUGAGGGCUUCGUCCACCUCAAACCCUAACCCUAGCCCUAAUCCUAUCGUCAAAUCCGUCAAAACCGCUGCCUCCGCUGCCAUUGUCCUCUCCGCCGCCUCAGCUUCCUUCCUUUCCGGCCGACUGCCGGCGCGCGCCGACCCGGUCGUCCAAGAAACCGAGUCGGAAGCCGAAACUCGAACCGAAACGAUUGAGUUCAGCUCGGAAACGAUCAACUCUCUCAAAGCCCUAGUUUACCAAAAGCUCGAAGAAGGCGAAGACUCCGAAGCGUUGACCAUCCUCAACCGACUGAUAUCCUACCAGCCUUCAACAGUCGAAUGGAAGUUUCUCGCGGCAAGAAUCCUCAACGAGAUGGGAGAAGCAAAUGAAUCAAGAAAGCUUUACGAAGAGAUUCUCGCAAUCGAUCCCCUUUUGUUCGAAGCUCUCUUCGAGAACGCCGUCCUCAUGGACCGCUGUGGUGAAGGCGAGGCGGUGAUCGAGCGGCUGGAACAGGCGCUUGAGAUUGCAAGGUCGGAGGAGAACGAGAAAUCAGCGAGAGAUGUGAGGUUGAUUAUGGCGCAGAUAAAGUAUCUGCAGAAAAAUGUUGAUGAAGCAUUGGAGGAUUAUGAGGAGUUGAUUAAGGAGGAUUCGAAGGAUUACAGGCCUUACUUUUGCCAAGGAGUGAUUUUGAGCUUGUUGGAGAGGAACAAGGAAGCAAAGGAGAAGUUUGCAAAGUAUAAAGAGCUGGCUCCAGCGAAAUUUGAGGUGGAUGCGUACCUACAGACUUCCUUAUCUCGGGCAAAAAUCAUUGGGACUGAAGAUUGAAGAUUUGAGGUUUGUAGAUUUGGGAAAUAAUUGAAUAAUUGAGAGGGAGGUGAGUUCUCUCUUGCUUGAGGAAUUCCUUUUAGUUUUUGAUUUCCUCUGUUGCUUUUUAAAAUUUUGUAGGAUCUACAUUUACAAAGAUUUACGAGAGAUUAGUAUAAGUUGCUGUAGGAGAUAAAAGGGAGCUGUUAGAAGAUGUCAUACAUUAUGAAGAUGAGUGGUGUUUCAGACCUUUGGAUGAUGAAUAUAUAAGAACGUUUAUGGAAUAA